AUGACUUCUCAGUACGAUCUAGCCCGUCAGUUAAAAAAAUGGGCAGUCGAAGAAAUGAAAUUUCAACAGCAUGCCAUGUAUACUGGUGAUCAACUACCAACACAAGAUGAUUUCUUAAGACUGUGCCGUGGUUCAACUGUGGAAAUAUGGAAAUUUUUAAUAAAUAAUAUUUCCUCCUUAGACACGGUUAGGGUUGUCAAAGGAAAUCUAGCCAUUAACGAUCAUCACUAUCGACAACAACAGCAGCAAUCUAAUGAAAACAACAGCGAUCGAAGCGAUGUGAUGCAAGCAUUACGUAAUGAGCGUGAAGAAUUAAUGGAAGAAUUGAAAAAACUAGAGGAAGAUAAUCGCUUAGUGGAAAGUGAAAUUGACAGAUUGGAAAGAAGCGUGACAGAUUUAGAAAUGAAUAUUGAAAGUGAUCGAAAUAAGUUAUUGGAAUGCCAAAAAAGCCAAUUUUUAAUAUCAACAUACAAUCAACAAAGUCAAGAUUAUUCAUCACAGUUGAAAAACUUUGGACAGACGAUAGAUAAAUUUGUACAGAGUAAAAAUUUCGCCCAGAAUUCAAUAUCAAGGGAAAAAUAUGCUUCAAACACGACCGAUAGCGGCUAUGGACAGGAUCAACUCCGUUUGGAAUCAAUCUGUGAGCGAGAUAUUCGGCGAGUAAGUAAGGAUGUACAGAAAUUAUUGGAGCUGUUAUACAUCAAUGAGGAUAAAUUGGAUGAAAAUUACUUCAAAUUUAAAUUCGACAACUCGCAAUUAAAAGAUUUAACAUCACCACCGAACCUUCUCCAAAGUGCUCGCAAGCUUAUAGCAGAAUGUGCACAGCUGCACAUUAACACUUUUAUUUCCACUGAAGAAUUACUCUGUAAAGCUCACGAAGCGGAAAACGAACUGAAUAUUCUAAAGAGCCAGUUAUACAAAUUAAUUGAAGAACAUUAUUAUCACGACUCUGCUUGCUUUGAUGUUGCAAGUAAGCAUUCUUCAGGCAAACUUAUUGCCCAUAUCAUCAGCGGUGAUAAUAACGUUAAGUAUAAUCUCGUUACUUUUGCAAAGUCACUGGUUAUUAAGAAAGAAAUUCGAAAUGUGAUCAAAUCAAGCUUGGAAGACUCGCAUGUGCUUAUACAAGAACAAGAAUCAAAGAGGAAAGGUCUUCUUGCGAAGUAUCACAAUAUACAACGAUUUAAUAAGCUAACAAAUGGAAACUAUUCAAAAUGUCGUGUUUUGCCUCAUGAAGAGGAAAUUAUUAAAGCAGUUAAUAGGUCUGUUGAUAAAGUGAUAAAAGAAACAAAUCAGUUUAAUGCGGUCCAAUUAAGCAGAUUACAGACAACCUUCGCUGAGGAAUUGAAUAUUCGAUUGAAGGUUGACGAUUUAUCCAUAUAUCGAUUAAACUAUUCCGAAAAUGUGGCUCUAUCCAGGUUGCUUCAUCUUAUGGAAUUUCCACAAUAUUUAUCUUCGGAAUGUUUGCUUCCUUUCCUCAUCGGCUCCAAGAAAGAAGGUGUCCGCAUCAGUAAUACUUUGGAUUUACAGCGACGAAUUGCUGAUCAGAUAGGCGUUGAAACGAACUUACUACUUGAGGCACAAUCACUAUCAAAUACCAUAAAAGAGUAUGAUGAAAACUUGAUGAAACGAUUAAUACCGCUAUUGCGUAACAGAAAUAAUCAAGCGAAAAAAUCAAUAUCUGAUUGCGCAACAGUUAAAGAAAUGGCUACUGACUGGUGGGAGCAGCCUGCGCAAUACACCGUUCCUUGGGUGAAGUAUCAAGGAAGAUCACUAUUGCAGUGGUUGGAUGAGUGGCGGGUAACAGUGAAUCUACUACAAAAAAUUAUGUACGCUUCUUGUGAAGGAGGAAAGCAUUAUCAACGUGCCAACAUUGCUAAAUCGAGGACUAACCCUUGA
Molecule: messenger RNA, 1896 nt
Organism: Trichoplax adhaerens
Lineage: Eukaryota; Metazoa; Placozoa; Uniplacotomia; Trichoplacea; Trichoplacidae
Exons: 16
Coding region: 1-1896 (631 amino acids)
Biological process (GO): spindle assembly; centrosome cycle
Cellular component (GO): centrosome; HAUS complex
Source: RefSeq, a predicted model, not a curated record